Lampris incognitus (smalleye Pacific opah) is the source of this 1239-nucleotide messenger RNA. RefSeq names its product zona pellucida-like domain-containing protein 1. The record is from RefSeq and is a predicted model, not a curated record. Gene Ontology annotation, cellular component: cell surface. The transcript has 10 exons. NCBI's taxonomy places the organism in Eukaryota, Metazoa, Chordata, Actinopteri, Lampriformes, Lampridae. Bases 1 to 1239 code for a protein of 412 amino acids.
AUGAAGCCAACCCUCAUAAUCUUCUUGCUGAUGAGUAAAACCGCGUCAGUCCUUGCACAGUUUAAUGGCUACAACUGUGAUGCUAAUUACCACAGCAGGUUCCCUGCCGAGCGGGACAUCAGUGUGUACUGUGGCGUUCAGACCGUCACCUUGAAGAUCAACUUCUGCCCGGUGCUGUUUUCCGGCUACACGGACGCAGACCUGGCGCUCAACGGUCGCCAUGGCGAUGCCCACUGCCGGGGCUUUAUCAACAACAACACGUUCCCCACGGCGGUGCUGUUCAGCAUCAGUCUCAGUACGCUGGAGGCAUGCGGGAACAGCUUGGUGGUCACCGCGGCCUAUGGCGCCAACGCCUACGGGAAUAUGUCUCUGGUGCAGAUUGGGAACAUCUCGGGCUACAUAGACACCCCUGACCCUCCAACCAUAAUCAGCUACCUGCCUGGUCUGCUGUAUAAAUUCAGCUGCAGCUACCCGCUGGAGUACCUGGUCAAUAACUCACAGCUGGCGUCAUCCUCUGCUGCGAUAUCUGUCAAGGACAGCAACGGUUCGUUCGUGAGCACACUGAGUAUGCUCCUGUACAAUGACUCAACAUACUAUCAGCCUCUCUCCAUUCCCAUGGCCGGGCUGGCCUUAAAGACUCGAGUGUUUGCUGCUGUCAAAGCCACAAACCUGGACAAACGAUGGAACAUCCUGAUGGACUACUGUUACACGACUCCCUCAGGGAAUCCCAACGAUGAGCUGCGCUACGAUCUUUUCUUUGGCUGCCAAAAAGACCCCCAGACAACAGUUUUUGAGAACGGGAGGAGUCAAAUGGGUCGUUUCGCCUUUGAGGUGUUCCGUUUUGUCAAACACAGACACCAAAAGAUGUCCACCGUGUUCCUGCACUGUGUCACCAAGCUGUGCAGGGCAGACGACUGCAUCCUGCUCAUGCCAAUUUGUGGCCGACGGCGCCGGCGGGAUAUAGAGGAGGGGCACGGGUCCAAACCAGCGGCAUCUGACAAUGCCAUCCUCACAGCUGGACCCAUCAUCACUCGGAGUGAUGAAACUCCUGCCAACAACUCACAACUUGCUACUAGCCCCUCCCUGCCGAUGAACCCCAUGACCAGCGCUCUGCUCUCGGGCGUGGUCGUUCUGGGUGGCAUCAGUACGGCCUUCCUCCUGCUUUCCCUCCGCCUCCUUCGCAAGUCACACCUGCCACCGCCCUCAUCCUCAGGAGCCUGGACGCCCAGCUUCAAGUGA